GCCUCCAACAAAGCUCUACUGACUUACUCUAACCUCUCAGAGAGAAGCUGUGAUGCUCUGUCUUCAGUUGUCAAGUCUCAGUCCUGUAUUCUGAGAGACCUGGACGUGAGUAACAAUGACCUACAGGAUUCAGGAGUGAAGCUACUUUCAGCUGCACUGGAGAGUCCACAUUGCAUGCUGGAAACUCUCAGUCUGUCAGGCUGUCUCAUCACAGAGGAAGGCUUUACUUCUCUGGCCUCAGCUCUGAUCUCCAACCCCUCCCAUCUGAGAGAGCUGGACCUGAGCUACAAUCAUCCAGGAGACUCAGGAAUGAAGCUGCUGUCGGCUGGACUGAAGGAUCCAGGCUGGAGACUGGACACUCUCAGGUAUGGAGAGGAAUGUCGAAUAGAGGAGGAAGAGCUGGAAACCUUUCACACUGCAGCUGGAUUGUGUUUGUUCUCUCCAUCAGAUUCCUCUAAACCCAAAAUCGACAUAAACACAGUACACACAAACCUCAAACUUUCCAACAAGAAAAGGAAGGUGACACAUGUGGAGGAGGUUCAGUCAUAUCCUGAUCACCCAGACAGAUUUGAUGUUUAUACUCAGCUUUUGUGUAGGAAUGAUCAUACUGGCCGCUGUUACUGGGAGGUCGAGUGGAGAGGACACAUUUAUAUAUCAGUGAGUUACAGAAGAAUCAGAAGGAAAGGAGACAGCAAAGACUGUUUGUUUGGAUGGAAUGACCAGUCCUGGAGUCUGUGCUGCUCUGAUGAUGGUCCUCAUUCCGUCAGGCACAAUAAGAUAAAAACAUCCAUCUCCUCCUCCUCCUCUUCCUCCUCCUCAUAUUUCUUUAACAGAGUAGCAGUGUAUGUGGACUGUCCUGCUGGCACUCUGUCCUUCUACAGAGUCUCCUCUGACACUCUGAUCCACCUCCACACCUUCAACACCACAUUCACUGAAACUGUUCAUCCUGGAUUUUGGUUGUAUCCUGGUUCGUCAGUCUGUCUGUGCUGA
This is a messenger RNA of Oreochromis niloticus (Nile tilapia), 990 nucleotides long. RefSeq names its product E3 ubiquitin-protein ligase RNF135-like. The annotation marks the transcript as partial. NCBI's taxonomy places the organism in Eukaryota, Metazoa, Chordata, Actinopteri, Cichliformes, Cichlidae. The transcript has 4 exons. Gene Ontology annotation, molecular function: protein binding. The record is from RefSeq and is a predicted model, not a curated record.